Messenger RNA from Formica exsecta, 1107 nucleotides. RefSeq lists its product as uncharacterized. The coding region runs from base 436 to 912 and encodes 158 amino acids. The transcript has 2 exons. The record is from RefSeq and is a predicted model, not a curated record. NCBI's taxonomy places the organism in Eukaryota, Metazoa, Arthropoda, Insecta, Hymenoptera, Formicidae.
UUUUUAUAAAUUUAAAUAGUGAGAUUUACAACUCUUGAAUGCGUAAGAAUUGUUAUGUAUAUAUCAAUAUAAGAAGAGUUAUUUUAUAUUUAUAUUAUGUGAAUAUAAAUUAUUCGGCUGCAAUAUUCAUGGCAAAUUCCAUUUUUUUAAUUUUAUACUGUACUUAUACUUUACAAUGGCUGCGUUUCAAUAUUCGAUAUUCACUGCUAGCUAAAAAAAAAAAUCUAUAGUGCACGUGACAUAAACUAUAGAUUUUCAGUACUGGCAGUGAAUAUCGAAACGCAGAACGCAGCCAAUAUAUACUGACUGUAAACGUAUAGUCGCUGUGAUUUACUAUCACAGUCUUAUAAUCCUUUCUUUAAAUACAUGAUAUGAUGGAGGAUUAAAGAUAUACGAAUAUAUAUCUUACUAUAUACAUAUACAUAAUUAUAAAAAAUGGAAGAUUUAAUAAAAACGACAGAACACGAUUUAUAUUCGGCAGAAGACGAUUCUUUAUACAUCGCUUCAAAAUGUUGGGGACGCAUUACGAAUGCUGCUAUCAAGACUGGUUAUAGAGAAGGAAUACAGGACGGAGCGGACUCUGUGCUACAAGAAGGAUUUGAUAUAGGUUAUAAAGAUGGUUUUGAGACAGCUUUUAAAUUGGGAAAAUGCAAAAGUCUGGCUACUAUUUUAUCACCUACUUUAAAACAUCCUGCGGAUGUAGCCACUGUUCUCGAUAAAACUAGACGAGGUGCAUGUUGGAUAUGCAGUGUGGAAUCACAAAACAAAACUUCCAAUACAUAUGAGGAUAUUCAAUUUUCCGAAAUCCUAAAUAAUCAGAGAAUACACUCUACAGCAGUAAUAAAUAGGCUACACGAAUAUUUUGAACCAAUCUUAAAGAAAUCAGGCAUUGAGACUAAUAUAACUAUUUAAUUCUUUAAAGUAGACAGAUUUUAGCAUUUAUAACAAAUAAUAUUGGUUAGAUAAAAAAAAUAUUAAAACUACGUAAUACUUUUGUAAAUACAUUAUUGUAAAAAUUAAUUUCCCUAUAUAAAUUUUUAUUUAGAAGUUUGAGUAAUUAUGGACUCAAUCAUACAGAAAACCAUUAAUAACGAAUGUUUUUAUAAG